Molecule: messenger RNA, 1860 nt
Organism: Rosa chinensis
Lineage: Eukaryota; Viridiplantae; Streptophyta; Magnoliopsida; Rosales; Rosaceae
Product: probable glycosyltransferase At5g20260
Exons: 4
Coding region: 149-1624 (491 amino acids)
Molecular function (GO): glycosyltransferase activity
Source: RefSeq, a predicted model, not a curated record
UCUUCUUCUACCCCAUCUCCUUGUUUCACGUUUCCUAGUCUUUCUUCUUCUUCUACCCCAUCUUCCUAGUCUUUAGACUUUUUGAACCGAUUUUGUCGCAUUCUUCUUUUUUCUCUGAGUUAGUGCACUAAGGUUUUGCUCUUCAGCCAUGGCAGACUCAGAUUAUCGUUCUCCAAUAGUACUCUCUGUAACUCUUCUCCUCCUCUUCGUUACAGUCUUCUUCUUCUCUCCAUUAAACCGAAACCAAUAUCUUUCGCUCAAUCUUUUAUCUCCUUCCUCCUCCCUAUCUAACUCUUCUUCUACUCAUCAAAACCAACAAACCACCGACAACGACAAAGCCCUGCAUGUCGUUUCAGCACCGGCACCGGCGCCAUCGCUUCCGCCGUUUCACCAACAUGGGCCUCCCUCCACUCUCACUUUGCCUCAAGUACUCAGUCACAGUGUCAAAAACAAGAGCAAAACGCAAAGGAUUGAAGAAGAGUUGGCCAGAGCAAGAGCCAUUAUUCGCAAAGCUAUUCUGACGAAGAAUUACACCUCUGACAGGAAUGAGAUUUACAUCCCAAGAGGAAGUGUUUACAGAAAUCCCUAUGCAUUUCAUCAGAGUCAUAUAGAAAUGGUCAAGACAUUCAAGGUCUGGGCCUAUAGGGAAGGAGAAGUACCAAUGGUCCAUGAUGGGCCAACUACGUACCUCUACUCCAUAGAGGGCCAGUUCAUUUUUGAGAUGGAAAGUCGGCCAAGCCCUUUCAUGGCCAAGCAUCCUGAUGAGGCUCAUACAUUCUUCUUACCAUUGAGUGUGUCCAAGAUUACUGACUUUCUGUACAGACCUCACCAUGAGACAUUUUUUCAUCGACUGGAUCGCGUUUUCACCGACUACAUUCAUGUUGUACAAGAAAAGUAUCCUUACUGGAAUAGGAGUGGUGGAGCAGACCAUUUUAUGGUCUCAUGUCAUGAUUGGGCAUCACUUAUCCAACGUGAUGACCCCAAGCCGUACAAGAAUCUGAUAAAGGUGUUAUGCAAUGCAAACAUCUCUGAAGGGUUUAAGCCUACUAGAGAUGUCUCAAUACCAGAAUACAACUUAAAACGCUACGAGCUUGGCCCGCCCCGUUUUGGGCUACCCCCUGAUAACCGUACUGUCCUUGCUUUCUUUGCUGGUGCAGCCCAUGGAGACAUAAGGAGCAUUUUGUUCGAGCAUUGGAAGGAAAAAGAUGAUGAAGUUCGGGUCUAUGAAAAACUUCCUCAGACUAUAAACUACCACAAGAUCAUGGGACAAACCAAGUUUUGCUUGUGCCCGAGUGGUUCUGAAGUGGCAAGUCCUAGAGUAGUGGAGGCAAUGAAUGCAGGGUGUGUCCCGGUGCUAAUUUCCGAUUCCUAUGCAAUACCUUUUGCUGAUGUUCUUAACUGGAACAAGUUUUCUAUACAAAUUCCGCCCAAGAGAAUAUCAGAAAUCAAGACAAUAUUGAAGGCUGUUCCACACAAAAGGUACUUGACAUUGCAGAAGAGGGUGAUGAAAGUGAGAAGGCAUUUUGAGCUCAACCGACCAGCUAAGCCAUUUGAUGUAUUCCAUAUGGUGCUUCACUCAGUGUGGCUUAAAAGGCUCAACAUUCGAUUACCUGAUAAAUUUUGAGGAUUAGAAGGCAUCGCUUCAUUAGCUUGUAAAGAUUUAAUCACCGAUCACUUUUCUAACCGUGAGAUGAUUCUGUCUGUGAUUCCUUUUCCUGUGGAGUUUGAGUUAAGUUUCUGUUCAGAAGAGCUGUUUUUAGGUUGGAACAGACUGCUUAACAGUUCCAUGCAUUGUUGUAUAGACCAAGGCCCCAUCACAGGUUUAUAUAUGAAUAUAUGAUUCUUGAUUUAUUCUCUCUA